Molecule: messenger RNA, 8070 nt
Organism: Mus pahari (shrew mouse)
Lineage: Eukaryota; Metazoa; Chordata; Mammalia; Rodentia; Muridae
Gene: Fbxl20
Product: F-box and leucine rich repeat protein 20
Biological process (GO): SCF-dependent proteasomal ubiquitin-dependent protein catabolic process
Cellular component (GO): SCF ubiquitin ligase complex
Molecular function (GO): protein binding
Source: RefSeq, a predicted model, not a curated record
CCCCCGGCCCGAGGAAUGGGUACUGGGCUGGGGCAUUGCACCCCUUGAUCCCGAGGUGUAGCCUCGCUGCCAGCUCCUGUGCAGACCUGGCAAUACGUCCUCCUCUUAGCGCAACCAGCUCCUGCCUUCUGGAGCCUGGCACUGAGAGCCAUCCGCCCCGCAGCGGCCCCCCAGGCCUCCCUGCAGCACCCCGUAAUGCAAUUCACCGGGGUGGGGGAGGCGGCGGCAGCACCUACGGCGGCGGCGGCGGCACUGCCCCAACCUAGAGACGUCAGAAAGAGGAGGAAAAUGGCUCCGAGCAGGGACCGCCUGCUGCACUUUGGGUUCAAGGCGACAAUGUUCUCAAACAGCGAUGAGGCUGUAAUCAAUAAAAAACUUCCCAAAGAACUCCUGCUAAGGAUAUUUUCUUUCCUGGAUGUUGUUACCCUGUGUCGCUGUGCUCAGGUCUCCAGGGCCUGGAAUGUCCUUGCUCUGGAUGGCAGUAACUGGCAACGGAUAGACCUGUUUGAUUUCCAGAGGGACAUUGAGGGCCGGGUAGUGGAAAAUAUUUCAAAACGGUGUGGAGGCUUUUUACGAAAGUUAAGUCUUCGUGGGUGUCUGGGAGUAGGAGACAAUGCAUUAAGGACCUUUGCACAAAACUGUAGGAAUAUUGAAGUACUAAGUCUCAACGGAUGUACAAAGACAACAGAUGCUACCUGCACUAGCCUUAGCAAGUUCUGCUCCAAACUCAGGCACCUCGACUUGGCUUCCUGUACAUCAAUAACAAACAUGUCUCUCAAAGCUCUGAGUGAGGGCUGUCCACUGUUGGAGCAGUUGAACAUUUCCUGGUGUGACCAAGUAACCAAGGAUGGCAUUCAAGCACUAGUGAGAGGCUGUGGGGGUCUCAAGGCCUUAUUCUUAAAAGGCUGCACUCAGCUAGAAGAUGAAGCUCUCAAGUACAUAGGUGCACACUGCCCUGAGCUAGUGACUUUAAACCUGCAAACUUGCUUACAAAUCACAGAUGAAGGUCUCAUCACCAUAUGCAGAGGAUGUCAUAAGUUGCAGUCCCUCUGUGCCUCUGGGUGCUCCAAUAUCACAGAUGCCAUCCUGAACGCUCUAGGUCAGAACUGCCCUCGGCUUAGAAUAUUAGAAGUGGCCAGAUGUUCCCAGUUAACAGAUGUGGGCUUCACUACCCUAGCCAGGAAUUGCCAUGAGCUUGAGAAGAUGGACCUAGAAGAAUGUGUGCAGAUCACAGAUAGCACAUUAAUCCAGCUUUCCAUACACUGUCCUCGGCUUCAAGUGUUGAGUCUUUCUCACUGUGAGCUGAUCACAGACGAUGGGAUCCGUCACCUAGGGAACGGGGCCUGCGCCCACGAUCAGCUGGAGGUGAUUGAGCUGGACAACUGCCCACUCAUCACCGAUGCGUCCCUGGAGCACUUGAAGAGCUGUCACAGCCUUGAGCGAAUAGAACUCUAUGACUGCCAGCAGAUCACCCGGGCUGGCAUCAAGAGGCUCAGGACCCAUUUACCCAACAUUAAAGUCCACGCCUACUUCGCCCCCGUCACUCCGCCCCCGUCAGUCGGGGGCAGCAGACAGCGCUUCUGCAGGUGCUGCAUCAUCCUAUGACAGCCGGGUGGGCCACCGUGGUGAACUGAGUAUUUAAUGACACUUCUAGACAUACCGUGGAGUCUCUCCGGUGGAAGCGACCCCAGCGUUCUGGGCAAGGGUUACUGAGUGAGGGCAGCGUCCAGAUCCCCAGAGCCGCACAUACACAGGCACAUGCGUCUUCACCUCAUCUGCUGUGGUUCUGGGACCAUGGCUCUGAAGUUCAUGCUGGCUGUAACAAGUGGGUUGGUAAAACCUAAGCAUUCCCAUUGGACAUGCCCAGAAGCAAUCGCAGGCCACGGUAGAGGGCGGGGACAUUCCAGCAGAGCCCAGUGUUACUGCUUCUGUGGUUUCUUCUUUAUUAAGGGGUUUCUGUGGGGGUUUUGGAACAGUAACUAUGAUCCUCCAGGGUGAGAGGUAGCCUGGAAAACAAUCUAUGACGUAUCCAGGGACCAGAAAAAAAACUUCUCUACAUCCUAGAAAUGGUAGCCAUCCAUUGGGAGACUCCUGGGCUUCCUUGUUCCCGUGCCGACAUGCUGAGCAUGCUCACAGAGAAGGCUCAUCCUUUCAUCUGGUGUUUGAGUAUUUGACCCAGAGAUUUUUUUAGCGGCUGCAUUGAAAUCACUGGGGUCCAAAUAGAAUUCCUUUUCUUAUCUGCUCAGUUUGUCACUGUAUGUCACUGCACCCGUCUUCCGUUCUCUCGCUCACUGCCGCACGCUCUCUCCCCCUCUCUCUUCCCCCCACCUCCCUCUCCUCCAGACUGACCUCAGGAUGCUGCCCACUCGAUUGUUACUAUGUUGCUGUUUGCUGUGUUUACAGUUUGCAUUUUGGAUGAAUUAGUUGGGGUCACCAAACAUUUUUAAAAGAAACAUCAAUAAAUAUUUUUUUAAUCUAACUUUUACCAUCAGGGGACCCUGCCUGAAUCUUUGCCAGUCUGGAAAGAAAUUCUAACAAAAGCAGGAAAGUUAUGAUAAGAAAUAGUAGGACUGUUUGGAUGAAAAGAAACUUUCCUUUGGGUUUCUGUUGUAUCCUAUGCUGUAUGCUGGUUUGCACGCUGUACACUGUCCCCCACGUGCUACCCCACCCCCACUCCCACAUUUCCUUCCUUCCAAACUCAUUCAGCUAAGACAAGAGAAGUGCAGCAGUGCGUAGGGUGGGUGAUGAAUCCCCAAACUGAGCCUGCAUUUCCUGCCACCCAAGCUCCAGCACAAAUGACCAGUGUCCUGUGCCAGCAGGCAUGGGUGGGUGUGACCUCUGCCUGUGUCUGAGUUACUUGAGUUACUUGCUUUGCAGCAGUGCUGCCGGGGGGUGGGGCUGCUGUUGGUUUCUUGGCCCCUCCCACAUCUAAUCCCAGGAGGGAUACAGGAAGAGCCCUGUAAUGGCUGGCUGCUGUGUGCUAACAGAAGACCUGAGCAUCUCCGCUGUCUGCAGACUUCCUCUGAAAGGGGACAUGAAGGCAGCCAGCUAGGAGCACUGGGGCAGCCAGAGAGCCCGGAGAGGGAGUGGGGGGCUCAGUCUACCAAGCCUGAGCACCUAACCUGAGCAGAGGGAACAGGCUUAGUGCCUAUGGCUCAGUCAAGGAAAAGCCUCUUCAAAGAAACCCAGAGAAUGAGAGAAAUGAAAUGAGUUUCUAAGGCAUAUUUCUAAACCCCAAUGGUAGGAGCUUUGUGUAUGUUCAUUAGAGUACUGGGGAGAGGGGCUUUGGGGACCUGGGUGUGCAAGCCUGUGAUCCCGGCAUGUUAAAAGGGCUGUUUGAUGCCAUGGAUGCAGGUUCUGCCAGAAUAUAUAGGAAGAAAGUCUGAUGGAUUUCUCCAUUACUGUAGAAAACAAUCAGAUGGAAGGCCCUCGAACACUAUACUACCACAUUAAUUUAUUGUAUUAAACUUACUGAAAAUCUUAUUUUAUUAUGCUCUUUUGAAAGCUAAAUUACUUGUGUUUUUAUUCCUUUUCCCCUUUAUGUUCAAAUUAUCUUGAGAGAAAUCUCUUUUUUCCUCUUGUUACAUUGCUCACCUGCCUGUUCUCAAGUCACCUGGACUCCAGUUACCCUCCACCUCAGCCGGCACCCUGAGCGGCUGGGACUUGUGGCUAGUACUGUUUUACCUGACAGCGUACCUCCUACCCCCCCCCCCAUCACCCCAGACAAAGGCUUAUACUCUGUAGCCCUGGCUGGCCUGGAAUUUGUGGUUUUCUUUUUGUCUCGGCCUCCUUACUGCUGGGAUUAUGAAGUUAGACUCGGUGCACACUUGCUCACAUACACACUUGCAAAUGUAUUUAGAUGUAGAUACCCCAGGUCUUUCAAACAAAACCAAAAGAAGGUGAGGGACCAUCUGCUCUAAACUAUGUCGUUUGGGUUUUUUUUUCCCCUAAGUGCCUAACAAGUUGACAGUAAGACCUGAACACUGAGCAGGUAGCGGACGCAGAUCUGAUUGUCCCCGUCUGAGUCAUUCAGGAACUCCUUUGUAUCCGUUCAAGUUUGAGUCUCCUAACUACUAGUGUGUCAGAAGUCUUGUCUGCUCAGAGUGUAUUGCUACACCCAGGUUCACUGGCUUUGUCUUGGUGACCCCUGCUGGUAAGGCAAAUCACUACCUUUCUGGGCCAAGAACAAAGUCAAAAGGAGGGGUUGGGGGUCUGCUGAUGCACAGCGCUGGCUGCACAUGGUCAAGCAGACGUCAUAUUCCUUUCUCAAGUGAAACAGGCCCAUCAUGCGUGGAGGAGCAUAGAGAAGCACAGACCUCGGAAUCCAAGUGCAGCUCCCCACACUCGGAAUACUUGUAAGAACUGAGUAGGGUUUUGGUUGGGUUGAUGGGUUUGGGGUUUUUAGGACCAAGGUGUGGAAGGGAGAGAAUGACUCGAGGAAGUUGUCCUUUGACCUCCACACAAGGUGAGGCAUGUAGGUGCCUGCACUUUCACAGUAAAAAUAUAAUGAGGGAGAAAAUGGGUAUAGUGGUUUGUGCCUGUAUCUCAACACAAAAGAUGCAGAGGCUGGAGGGUUGCUGUGAGUACCCGCCCAGAUUGGGGUAUAUGUCAAGGAACUAUCUUGGGGGCGGGGUGGGAAAGCCUGGUGGUCCAUUUGUCUCAUUUUACACCCACUCCCAAACAUGCCUUUUACAAUGGGAAAAGGAAAAAAAAAAUGAGGCCUGUGGGCUCAGGUCUGAGAUAAAAUGGCUCUUGAGUUUGAGAUCAGCCUCAGCUACACUGUGACAACUACUUAAGCAGCCAAGCAAAAAGAAUAAGGCACCCUCAAAAGAUGUUGCCCUAAGCCUCCAGGUGGCCAGGAGGGAUUGCUAAUAUAUCUGGAGAAAGAUCCGUUGUAAGCCCCGCUCCACUGUGUCAUCUGGAAUAUUCUACCACCAUUAGCUGCUGCCAGUUUAUUAGGCCUACGAAUGUAGCCACCGAUCUCUCCAGUUCUUCCAGCACCUGCCCUGCCCUCUGUCCAAAGCUCUGUGGCAUUGUGGCAUCCAGUCUAGCAUCUUUGGAUUCCUUUCCCUGGUCACAGACGGGCAGAGCUGAGCACAGCACAGGGAGUGGCAUAACUCUCACAUGAUGGUCCGUGGUGUCGGGGUUUGGGCUUGGAGCUGAAUUUGAGGUCUCACUGGCUCUGAGGAGUAAAGGACCCUAACAUCACCUCUCCCCCCGUUAUUUGAAAUAUUAACUCGCUCUGCACACUGUUUUAGAAAUGCGUAUGACUGCCCCUGCUCCAACCUUGACAGCCUUUUUGGAAGUGAAAGUAUCCCUCAGUUUGUUUUUGUACAUUUCUGGUGAGAUUUCUGUGUCUAUUAGGUAGCAGGCCUGUAAGUAGGAGAUGGUGUUUUUAGUGUUUCCCAGGGAACGUUGGUGAGUGGCUUACCAUGCUUUGUUGUGGGCGUUCUGGACUGUUUGGAAUGUUGGUUUGUAGCUAGGGGCCACUGACGUCCAGUCUGGACUAUUUGUAGCUGUGGGCCACUGAAGUCUAUUUGAUAUUUUCAGUUGUCUUCUAAAAUGUGUUUGACAUUGUUAGGGCGAAGGAGAGUUGUCACUGAAAAGAAGAGAGUGACUCCCUGCCUGUCCGUGGGCAGCCUGAUAGGUGACAGCAUUGAGACUUGGAAGGGCUCACAGAUCAUGACUGAUCUUGGACUGUUGAGAUGGCUUGGCAGGUAAAAACUAUUUGCAGGCCGAGUCGGACAACCUGACUUGUGACGGUAAAGGAGCAGUAAUGACGGCUGGGAAUUGUCCUGACUUCCACGGAAGUACCAUGGGAUCCAUGUGCACGUGCAUUGUAAAAGAAGAUUACGUAAAAACCAAGGCUGGUGGCUCUAAAGGCAGGCAGCUCAUGGAGUCAUCAAUGAGAGGGUUAGACCAGGAAUGAGCCCUGCUGAACCUUCUCUGAAUUGUACAGGUGGGUUUCUGUGCUGUGGUUUCUGCUGACAGACCAGGGGAUAAGCCCAACCUUCUGAGAGAAGAGGUAGUGUGUUUGCUUGGAGGUCUGAAACCUGAAACCCUUAUAUGACCCGAAGACAAAAAAGUCGGAGCGAUGAGGGAGGGAGAGUAGGAGUCACAGACCUCCUCACCUUUAUGUUUGUCUUAAGUCUUCAUCGGAAGAUGCAGAAGGCAGUGUUAUCAAUAGGGCAUGAUUAGCCCUGCUGAUUUGAGAAUAAAAUUCGGCUGUAAAUACAGUAUCCAAAUGUACUCCACAGGAGACAGAGUUCUUUAUGUGAAGGGCCUCUGGGGCUUCCCACUUCCCAUUCGAGCCUGGUCCACGGUGUUGUGCUUUCUGAUUUCUCUGCACAUCGUUUCUGCAUCUCUGGAAACUUUCAGUUAUUUAGUAUCCUCUCCCUUGCAUGGGAGUUUACGAAAGUUAUGUGUAGUAUUGGAGAGGGAAAAGCUUUUGUUAUACAAACCAUGCAUCGAAGGUUCGAGAACAUGAUCUCUGCCACACGGGUGUUUGAUCUAAGGCUUUGUGGAGUCAAGUUUACAAAGGUGUUGGUACUCCUCAGCCAGAGUGGCUCGUAGUACAAGAACCAUGAGCAAGCAGAAAGCUAGUGAUGCUUUCCACUGUAUGGCAUGGACAGGCAAGGCUCAUGAGAGGAUGCUUUUGCCUCAGGAAGCGCAUCUGUCCAGCGCUCAUAAGACUUCCUGUCCAUGGGACACUUUUACUGCUGUUUUCAUGGCAUCAACUCCAUGCCCUUUGGUGGCAAGAAGGGCUUCCUUCCUUCUGGGGACAGCAUAAGUACCAAGACAGGACUGUGGACAGUGGACAACAGUCCUCCCCCUUCGAAGGGGUAAUGAUAGACAGGUGCCCUCUGCCAGGUCCCAGGAGAUCUUUGAAGUUACGUCCUUUGCUCCGCUUAUCAUGUUAUCUCCGAUCUGCUGUGUUCUGCUGCUUACGUGUGUUUUCUUCCUGUACCCUAACAUUUUCCUCUCAGCUUCACAAAACAUUCAACCACUCACUGUUUGUAGCACUGGAGACCAGGGACCUCUAAAUGACCGAGUGACGUGGCUCGUUAGUUAGCUCCUCCUCUCCCCAGGGACAGGAGUGCCCUGGCACUGCAGCAGUGAGAGGGGCCUUGCUGUGUGUCGCUGUCUGGGUUUCCAUAGGAAGGCUUGCUCCUUGUAAGGAUCUUUUCUUACAUAUUUCUGAUGACUGUUAAUCUCUAACAAGUGGUGAGCCUGAUUCCUGUGACCCAUCCCUACCACACUCCUAUGUGGCACACUGACACCCAGAUCCUGUUGGCACAUCCCAGAAUCUUUAGGCCAGCCAGCUCUUCCUCCCUGAUGUGACCCCAGAACUGACCCCCAGAAUCAGUGCAACCCCGAGGGGUAUCUGGGAGAGGCUUGGGGUCACUUUUCCGUUGGUUUUAUCCACUCUGGCCACCUCUGUUUUUCCUCCCAGGAACUCUUUCCAGUUACUGUUUCCUGGUGGUUCUGCUUACCCUCGCCCACCUUCCAGUGACCCUGAGGGCACAGACCUGAGUAUCCCAUGUGGCCUGUGCAGAGCUCAGAGCACUGUGAGGACGGCCGCCCCUUCCGGUCAGGCCGCUCAGGGACAGGUGGAUUGGCACUCAGUCUCCAGUCCUGCACGCCCACCCCUCUGACGUCCUGAGGAGUAGCAGGGCAGGCAUGGGGUGAUCCUUGUGCCCUAGCUGCUGGGCCUGACCAGAACUUGGCUGUAUGGUGGCUGCUGCUUGCUUGUUUUCUCACCAGGCCUGCGCCAACACUUGGCCACUCCCCAGGCCCCAAACUGUUCCCCAGUGGGGACUUAACACCACCUUCCACUAGCUAAGUGACUGUAUGUACACCUCGUACUCCAGCAUCCAAGGAUGUGGGGGUGAGGAGGAUUGUUUUAAAUAAGUAAAAUCCAAGGAGGCAGUAGACGAUUCUUUUUGCUUUAAAAAUCUUUGGACUAAAGAUAUGUUUUUAUAUAUAUAAAUAUAUAAAGUAAAUUGUUAUGUAACUAUUAUUGUUCCUGUAUGUUCUAAUUUUGUUUUAUGAUGUAAUUAAAGGAAAUCA